Rasamsonia emersonii CBS 393.64 is the source of this 1734-nucleotide messenger RNA. Its product is annotated as DNA repair protein rad14. Gene Ontology annotation, cellular component: nucleotide-excision repair factor 1 complex. The record is from RefSeq and is a predicted model, not a curated record. The coding region runs from base 1 to 1734 and encodes 577 amino acids. Lineage: Eukaryota; Fungi; Ascomycota; Eurotiomycetes; Eurotiales; Trichocomaceae. The transcript has 5 exons. Gene Ontology annotation, molecular function: damaged DNA binding. Gene Ontology annotation, biological process: nucleotide-excision repair involved in interstrand cross-link repair; UV-damage excision repair; base-excision repair.
AUGACAGAACUCGCCUUCGCCAAAUCUUUUCUCUCCGCUCUCGAUGCCCGCCCGGUCAAGCUGCGGCCCGACCAUGUCGUUGACCCGCAGACGAUAGGAAUGCGUGGGCCAUACACCCUCCCCCGCCUCCAGGCCCCGCAUCCCCCGAUGCCGAAGAAGAUCAAGACGGCUGCAGCCCCCGGCUCGUUGAAAUCAGUCACCGUUCAGCUGAAAUCUGCCCGGAAUCCGGUCUUGGAGUUUUCCAUUGACAAUGCGCCCUUGGCGACGACCACGGUCCACGACCUGCGGGAGGCAGUGCGCGAGCGCGUCGUCGCCGGCGACGGCAGCACCAACGAGCCCGUGCCCGCGGACAAGAUCAAGAUCCUGUACAAAAAGAAACCUGUCGGCGGCAGUGCCGAGAAGACACUCUCCGAGAUCCUGGCGGACUCGGAGCCGGAUGCCCUGAGCGGAGGGAAGACGGUCGAAUUCGGUGUUAUGAUCAUGGGAGGCGCGAGCGUCAAGCCUGCUACCGCCCGGACGACAGCAGCAGCAAAGGCGCCAGCGACAGGACCAUCACCUCCCAAGCCCAAGCCCGGCCAGGAGAUCAUCCAUCUUCUCCCAUUGAAGAUGGAUGAACAGCGUCCCUCGACUCCGCCUCCUCCUGCGGAGGCCACCCCGUCGGGCCAGCUCCCGCGCGGUCCUCUGACGCCGGAGCAGCAGCGCCGAAUAGAAAUCAAUCGGAUGAAGGCGAAGGCGAUCCGUGAGCAACGUGAGGCUGAAGAGGCAAAGAAGGCAGCAGCAGCAGCUGCUGCACCGUCUGUCACCGGAGUCAAACGGUCGUUUGCCUCGAUGACUGCAUCAGACACCCCCGCGACACAGCGCGAUGGUCGAGCAAAUGGAGCGUCCACGGAUCGGCCGCUGGACGCGAUCCGGCCCGCGCGCAACUUUGCCAAGUACGUGGAUUACGAUUUCAGCAAGAUGACCGACACCAAAGGCGGGUUCCUGACGGAGGAGGACGAUCCGUACAACAAGGCGCUGCACGUGCGGGACGGCAAGGAGGAGCAGAAACCGGCGCACAUGACGCAGCGCGAGUGGGAGCGACACCAGCUGCUCGAGCGUCUGCGUCGGGAUCGGGCGGGACCGUUCGAGCCGGGCCUCAGCGUGCUGGACGACAAGAGUCAGCAGAAGACGUGUCGCGAGUGCGGCAGCCUCGAGAUCGACUGGAAGUGGGAGGAGUGCUUCAAGUGCUGCGUGUGCAGCGGUUGCAAGGAGAAAUACCCGGAGAAAUAUAGCCUGCUUACGAAGACGGAGGUGAAGGAGGACUAUCUCCUGACAGACCCGGAACUCCGGGAUCAAGAGCUGCUGCCGCACAUGGAGAAGCCCAACCCGCACAAGGCCACGUGGAACAACAUGAUGCUCUACCUGCGGUACCAGGUGGAGGAGUAUGCCUUUUCGCCCAAGAAGUGGGGGUCUCCGGAGGCGCUGGACGCCGAGUUCGAGCGUCGCGAGAGCGAGAAGAAGCGCCGGCGCGAAGCCAAGUUCAAGACGAAACUGCAGGAUCUGAAGAAGCGGACGCUCGUGGAGGCGUACCGUCGCAACCGCAACGGCGCGGCGGGAGGGAAUUUCGGAGACGACCUGGGAGGUGGAGGGCGACAUGUCCAUCAAUGGGGGCGGGCGGUAGAGAAUCCGGAGACGGGGAUCGGCGUGAAGAAGUGUGUGGACUGUGGGAUGGAAGUCGAAGAGCUGGAAUUCUGA